UAUCCGACAGAAUUCGAACGCACACAUGUCUCUGGAGGCAAGAGACACGCCCCUGUCGACUGAUACAUCUCGUUCCCUAUUGGUCAAUUUUCACCGUUAAGUGUGGAUUUAAAGGUUUCCCAUUGGCUGCUGCUUGGCCGUCUGAAGGCAAAAGGCAGCAUCUGUGGCUCGUGCUGUGCCAGCUGUCCCCUGCUCGCAUACACUGCAAAGAAGCACCGACCAGAUUAGAGAAACGGCCAACAUGGGGUCCAUGCGCAUUCUCAUCAAGGGAGGCAAAGUGGUCAAUGAUGACUUCACCCAGGAAGCGGAUGUUUACAUUGAGAACGGCAUCAUUCAGCAGGUCGGAAAGGAGCUGAUGAUUCCAGGCGGGGCGAAGGUGAUCGACGCCUCCGGCAAGCUGGUGCUACCCGGCGGAAUAGACACCUCUGUGCAUUUUGAGCAGACUUUCAUGAACGCCGCCAUCCAGGAUGACUUCUACAGUGGCACCAAGGCGGCUCUGCUGGGUGGUACCACCAUGGUGAUGGCCCACGUCCUGCCUGAGCAACACUGCUCCCUGGUGGAUGCCUACGAGAAGUGCCGCGCUCUGGCUGACGCAAAGGCUUGCUGCGACUACGCUCUGCAUGUCGGCGUGACCUGGUGGGGGCCAAAGGUACGUAAUGAGAUGGAGACCCUGGUGAGGGAACACGGGGUCAACUCCUUCCAGAUGUUCAUGGCCUACAAAGACAUGAUGAUGCUGAGGGACUCCGAACUCUACCAGGCACUGCAGACCUGCAAGGACAUUGGGGCCAUCGCACGCGUCCACGCCGAAAAUGGAGAGCUGGUGGCAGAGGGUGCUAAAGAGGCCCUGGAUUUGGGAAUAAGCGGACCCGAAGGUAUUGAAGUCAGCCGGCCCGAGGAGCUGGAGUCUGAGGCUACUCACAGAGCAGUCACCAUCGCUAAUAGGGCUCACUGCCCCAUCUACCUGGUGAACGUUUCCUGCAUGGGAGCUGGAGAUAUGGUGGCUGCUGCUAAGAUGCAGGGUAAGGUGGUCCACGCUGAGACCACAGCAGCUCACGCAGUGCUGAACGGGAUGCAGUAUUACCACCAAGACUGGGCUCAUGCUGCCGCCCAUGUCAUCGUCCCUCCUCUGCGUCUUGACCCUAACACACCAGGCUACCUGAUGGGCCUGUUGGGCAAUGACACCCUGAGUGUCGUGGCAUCAGACCAUCGUCCUUUUAGCACCAAGCAGAGAGCUUUGGGCAAGGAAGACUUCACCAAGAUCCCCCAUGGUGUGGCGGGAGUCCAGGACAGGAUGAGCGUCAUCUGGGAGAGGGGGGUGGUUACAGGAAAGAUGGAUGAAAAUCGUUUCGUGGCCGUGACGAGCUCUAAUGCCGCCAAGAUCUACAACUUGUAUCCGCGCAAAGGUCGCAUCAUCCCUGGAGCUGAUGCUGACGUGGUGGUGUGGGAUCCAGAUGCAACAAGGACCAUCUCUGUCAGCACUCAGGUGCAAGGCGGAGACUUCAACCUGUACGAGGGGUUGCGCUGUCACGGCAUCCCCCUGGUCACCAUCAGCCGAGGACGUCUGGUGUGUGAGAACGCCACGUUCAUGUGCGCCGAGGGCUCCGGGAAAUUCUACCCACAGCGCACGUUCCCUGACUUCCUCUACAAGAAAAUGGUGCAGAGAGAGAAAGCUCAGGCUUAUAAAGGCGUGGACAGGGAUCCCUACUCUGGUGAUGUAGUCAAGGUCACCAACGCAAUGAAGAAGGAGCUUGGUUUAAGCCCCACUGAUGGAGAUGGCACCAACAAAGGUGGUGUUAGGGUGCAACAGGGGGUUCGAGACCUCCACGAGUCCUCUUUUAGUCUCUCGGCUUGCCGCAAUGGAUCCUUGCAGUCCGACAUGACAUCGGGGAAAAAAAGUUCUCCUCCCAUUCCGUGUGGAAGUGGGUCUCAGGUUGAUGACCAUAUCCCCAAGAGGUCCUCUGCUAGGAUCCUGGCCCCUCCAGGCGGCCGCUCUAGUGGAAUCUGGUAAUCUGUGGUCUGGAGAGAACUCCACAAAACCGUCCAAGCCUCCUUGUUUUGUAUAUUCCUGAACAACCAAGAAAACUGCACUGAUUUUAAAAUAAGAAACGUUUAAUGCUAAAAGGGAAAACGUAAAGACUUAAUUUGUGAUCGCUGGUUUGCUGAAGUCUUAAUUGGCAUUAUUGAGGAAUUAUGUAUGAAUUCAUAUCCAAAAUCAAGCUAACUAUCGACUGACUACUAUUAUUGUUAAGCUGCUAGAUGAAAGAAACAGAAACUAAAACUGAACACUGAAAAAAGCAGUACAGUUUUUAACGGUUUGCAGUGAAGAGACGUCGACUUAAGUAUCUAAAAAUAGUAGAACUGCAUUCUGUGAAGCACCUCCUGUCACACAUCAACAGUGUACACUGUAGACACACACACAGAUUUACUCAUUUGAAGACGAGCGUGAGUUCUGUUUGUGAUGAAACAAUGAACUGUGUUUUUGUUUCCCGUGGAUGAUCUGUGCAGUGUGGUGAUGACAUCUAACUGCUUCAACACACCAUGUCAUCUCGCUGCCACACUCUCCAGUCUCUGUCUCACGCAUAUGCCACCCCAGAUGCCCUCUAUCGUCAUCCUAACACUCAACAGAGAGCACUAAUACGGCAUCGUGCCGCAUAAUUACAUUGCUGUAGCUAUGAUCAGACUGAUGUUUACAUAAUAUGUGUAUCUGCACGGACAUACAUAUAACAUGAUAGUCCACAGUCAACCUUUAUUGAUGCAUCCAUAUCAGCUUGUGCUUGUUUGGCUUGAGUACAGUGGCCUUAAAAGGACAAAAAAGUGGCAUUUUGGCAAACUGCUCUAGUGCAGUUCCAGCCAGUCGUGAGUAAUGUUGACUAAGAUGGAUGGAAGAAUUUGCAGGGUCUCAAGGGAAAAUCCUCACUAUUUAAUACAUCUGGACCUGUGUUAUACUGACUAAUUACAGUGACAGAUUACCAACAGCCAACUCUAUGGUUAGCGUCACUAAACAAGAGGGCAGGAAGAUUGAGCUGCACAUGCUAAAGCAAGCACAGAUCCUCUCACUUCCUUGUCAUUCCUUUAUUCUGUUUCCUCAUGACCACUUCCCCGUGUCUGUGUACUGUACAUUUAGGAUGCUUUCUUUUAGUGAAAAAGAAUAAAUGUGCCAAUGUGAGUCACCCGUACCGCACACAAACGCCAUGCACGAAGAGAACCGAGCGGGAUGGAUUGCCACAGGUUCACAACUGGUGCUGUUUUUAUUUUUAUUUUUUUUUUACAAUGGUAUACAAGGGUGUUCAUUUUGUUGUUGUUUAGAAGGCACUGUACAUUGUCAGUGACUGUGCGUUGUGGAUUCUUGUUUUGUUGGAAAGUGAACCUGUUGAAUAUGUACCGUGGCUGCUUGUUUCUUACCACUAAAGUAUUGGUAAAACAAUAAAGUGAAAAAAAUGUAUUAUCUAAUGU
Messenger RNA from Dunckerocampus dactyliophorus (ringed pipefish), 3453 nucleotides. RefSeq names its product dihydropyrimidinase-related protein 5-like. The record is from RefSeq and is a predicted model, not a curated record. The coding region runs from base 242 to 2008 and encodes 588 amino acids. NCBI's taxonomy places the organism in Eukaryota, Metazoa, Chordata, Actinopteri, Syngnathiformes, Syngnathidae. Gene Ontology annotation, molecular function: hydrolase activity, acting on carbon-nitrogen (but not peptide) bonds, in cyclic amides. Gene Ontology annotation, cellular component: cytoplasm; cytosol. The transcript is spliced from 15 exons.